Molecule: messenger RNA, 820 nt
Organism: Medicago truncatula (barrel medic)
Lineage: Eukaryota; Viridiplantae; Streptophyta; Magnoliopsida; Fabales; Fabaceae
Product: NHP2-like protein 1
Exons: 5
Coding region: 156-542 (128 amino acids)
Biological process (GO): ribosome biogenesis
Cellular component (GO): nucleolus; ribonucleoprotein complex
Molecular function (GO): RNA binding
Source: RefSeq, a predicted model, not a curated record
ACAUGUAAAGCAGAUCUAGUCAGACACAAGCCUGAUGGUUCUAGCUAUUUCGUGUCGUCUCUUAUAAACCCUACUGCGCGCACAUUUUUUCUCGUCUCCUUCACGCCAAAACCCUAGCCUCUUCUAUUCUUCCAUCAAUCACCGCCGCCCCAAAAAUGACUGGAGAAACAGUGAAUCCAAAAGCUUACCCUUUGGCGGAUGCACAACUUACGAUAACGAUAAUGGAUCUUGUUCAACAAGCUGCUAAUUACAAGCAACUCAAAAAGGGUGCCAAUGAAGCUACGAAGACACUUAACAGAGGCAUUUCUGAGUUUGUUGUGAUGGCUGCAGACACUGAACCACUUGAGAUUCUUCUUCAUCUUCCUUUGCUUGCUGAGGAUAAGAAUGUUCCUUAUGUAUUUGUCCCAUCAAAACAAGCACUUGGACGCGCAUGCGGUGUGACCCGGCCAGUGAUUGCAUGUUCUGUGACAACCAAUGAGGGAAGUCAACUCAAAUCUCAAAUACAGCAACUGAAGGAUGCUAUUGAGAAACUAUUGAUCUGAAAGAUUGAUUUCGGUAUGAUGGGCUUCUUGAGUUUGCUGAAUGCUCCUUUUGAGGCUUUGACUGGACGAGUUGUGUUCAACUCGAAAAGGUGCUUUAGAUGUAAACAUACAUUAAUAUUUAUAUCCACUGUUUGAGGAUUGAAAGUGCAAUUUUUAAGUUUGCGUGCUCGUGUAAUGUCUUAAACUUGUGUACACUAUAAAUGCUAUUUUGGAAAGUGCUGAGUAAAUUUAAAUUGUGUGUGAAUUUUUCACUCGCUAUUUUGGAUAAGUCGAGGAUA